Messenger RNA from Zychaea mexicana, 640 nucleotides. RefSeq lists its product as uncharacterized. Bases 59 to 604 code for a protein of 181 amino acids. The transcript has a single exon. The record is from RefSeq and is a predicted model, not a curated record. NCBI's taxonomy places the organism in Eukaryota, Fungi, Mucoromycota, Mucoromycetes, Mucorales, Lichtheimiaceae.
AUGUAGAAAUUUCAUUAUGCGCGCUUCGCGUGACUCCUGAAAAAAAAAGGUCGUUGCUAUGCUACUUCCAACACUCGCGCCCAAAGCCAUUCCACAACCAUGGUAUAUCAAAAAGAAAACACUUCAAGAAGACUUGAAUCAACUUGCUUAUGAAGAAGAACGAUAUGCUCAAGAAACCGAACUGUCAUUAAUCACUGUACCCUAUGACGAUGGCAAUACCAACAAUAACAAUAAUAGUGCCACAGUGGAGCAAGCAGCAACGAAUAAUAAUAGUGUAUCCCAGCAACAUCAACUUUAUCAUCACGAAGAGCAACAACCGCAACAACACCAAUUAGCUUCGUCACCACUAUCUCCUAGUGAUGUUGUUCCCAUGAGUGGUGCUGAUAGUUUGGGACUAGAUGCAACACCACCAGUAGCACGGAACGAUUCCGUGAUUCAACCUCUGGACGAUGAUGUCAUGAUGGACGACGAUGAAACGCCCGUGGUCAAUUAUUCUACUCGAUACCUUGAACUACAACAGCAAGAAUUUGAUCAUUCACCUUUGAACUUGUUGGCUGAUGAUGACGACGAAGAAGACGAUUAUCAUGGAGGACGAUCUAUAUAGUGACAGUAUAUAUGUAAAUAUAUACAAAGGUUUCUU